AUGAUGUUUGAGAUUUAUGCAAAUGACUCGUUUGUGGGAGGGAUAUUCCGGGCAAGAAUAAUGGUUAGGAAGCACUUUGAGCAAGAAGAAGCGAUGGAUGUGUUUGUAACAGCCAGGAUAGUUGGAGCUCUUGUUAUUAAUGGCUAUGAGAUCAAGAUUUUAGAGGCUGUUCCUGUGCAGCUUGUGAUUCAAGACAACGGUGCUAAUUAUGCAUGUGUGAUACCGAGGAGCAGUGUUCCAUCGAUGAAGCUUAAUUCAUUUGAGGUUCUAUACAGAGUUGUGGUUGAAAUGUAUUUUAGAGGAACAAAGGAGGUUGAGACGAAAAUGUUUGAAGUAUAUGCUGUUGGGUUUGAGCCACUGAAGUGUAUGGAGAAUGUUGUGAUAUGCAAGGAGAUGAUUAGAGUGGGGGAAGGAGAAGAAACAGCAUUUGAAGAAAUAGUCAGGAGUGUGCGUAGAAUGCUUGGAGAAAGCGUAGACGGAAUUGAGGAUACGGUUAGCAGCAAGGCAAGGAAGAUUGAAGAUCUUGGGGAGUUUAUGGAUGAUGUAAUGCAUAGGUUUGGAGCGUUGUAUAAGGGAGACGUGUAUCUGCACAUGUCGGUAGAUGAUUUUUGUGUUGAGAAUGAACGGCGCAAGGUUGUUAUCAAGGAUGGGGAUAUGGAGAUUGCUAGGGUUGAGUAUGGAAAGUACCUAAUCGAUGAGGAUAGGAUGGUAGUAAGGUACGAACGAAUGGUGAAGCGUACAGAAGUGUUUAUUGUGGUUGUUGAAUGCAUAGAUGGAGAAGUUUAUAGCGAAGAGGAGAUACUUAUUGAUGCAUUUGAAUCGGAGAGGUGUGUGUUUAAAGAGGUAUCUGUGAUGUUUGAUAGGCGAGGAUGUUUUACGAUUGAAUAUGGAGGGAUUUGCGUGAGGUUUGUGUACAGAGUUGUUCUUGAUGGCAAGAGGUAUGCUCUUCCGCUACUGAAGAUAAGUAGAGACUCGCUGAUACGAAUGGAAUGA
Ordospora pajunii is the source of this 993-nucleotide messenger RNA. RefSeq lists its product as uncharacterized. The coding region runs from base 1 to 993 and encodes 330 amino acids. The record is from RefSeq and is a predicted model, not a curated record. NCBI's taxonomy places the organism in Eukaryota, Fungi, Microsporidia, Ordosporidae. The transcript has a single exon.